Molecule: messenger RNA, 354 nt
Organism: Ustilaginoidea virens
Lineage: Eukaryota; Fungi; Ascomycota; Sordariomycetes; Hypocreales; Clavicipitaceae
Exons: 1
Coding region: 1-354 (117 amino acids)
Source: RefSeq, a predicted model, not a curated record
AUGAUGGGCGUUUUUGUACAAGAGCGCUGGUGGACUGUUGCUGGUGUUCGAGCUGGAGAGCAGGACCGCGGCCGUCGAGGCCUUUUAUAUCCUGACGAGCAGCGACGGGCUGGUGGAAAACGACGGCGCGGUUCCCGGCUUCCCUUGACCAAGGUGACCAAGGUGCCUGCGUCGUCGCCCGCUCUUGCUGCGGACUGGCAGCGAGCCUUGCCAUCGCGACCUGCAAAUUCCCUCGGCUUGCCGCGGGCCGUCGGCAUCCAGUCCGGAGCAGGCGUCUCUGCCCUCUGGCGCUCCCGCCCGGCUCACCGGACCCCAGAAACCCUGGCCAAAUGCCCCAGUCACCUGCAGACCUGA